Messenger RNA from Stegastes partitus (bicolor damselfish), 1098 nucleotides. It is a transcript of the gene fxyd3, whose product is annotated as FXYD domain containing ion transport regulator 3. The coding region runs from base 144 to 410 and encodes 88 amino acids. Lineage: Eukaryota; Metazoa; Chordata; Actinopteri; Pomacentridae. Gene Ontology annotation, cellular component: membrane. The record is from RefSeq and is a predicted model, not a curated record. The transcript is spliced from 8 exons. Gene Ontology annotation, molecular function: sodium channel regulator activity. Gene Ontology annotation, biological process: regulation of sodium ion transmembrane transporter activity.
GUGGUGGAAGCAGGGUGUUGGCGCACAGUGUGGAGGAAAGUCGCAGUUCUUGUGUCCGUCCGCUUGUGAGAAAUUUCCUCGUGUUUUGUCGCUGCUGUUUUUUUGUUUUUUUUAAACCAAGUGUGAGAGCCUCAAGCGUGAAGAUGUCCAAGUUCAGUGCUUUGGUGUUGAUGACACUUGUGUCUCUGGUGUUUGCGGAAGAACAGAACCCUGAAGAUGACCCCUUCACCUUUGACUACCACAGACUGCGUGUCGGAGGCCUCAUUCUAGCUGCCGUCCUCUGUCUCAUUGGCAUCACCAUCCUGCUCAGUGGCCACUGCAGGUGCAAGUUCAACCAGGACAAGAGGAGGAGGACAGGAAGCAAUGCUCAGCAGAUGCUCAAUGACAAAGGUCGAGCCUGCGACUGCUAGAUGUCGACCAGAAUACAACAACUUCCCAAACCUGCAACCGACAGACAACACAGAGGAGCAGCCGUGGGAUUCGCGCCACCCAACAAGAGAUGCUUUUGUUGUUUAUUUAGGAAGAUCCAACAGAAAGUAGUCUGAGUGCACCUGACGUGAGGUGUGAAGCUUUCUGCCUGAUAACUGAGCUACUGACCUGCAGCCUGCACCUCUGCACAGACACUCAGAUGUACGUUUGUCACUUUUAUUUCAAUCUAUUCUUAGAAGUGAAAAAUCUGGACAUAUAAACCAGCUGUGGUUACCCAACCUUUUGAGAUACACAACAGAAAUAAAAUGCUUCACUGGUAAAUAGUUUUUUAUUGAUUGAAGUGAAAGUGGCUUAAUUCAAUAAUAACACAAACCUGUUACCAAAAAAUAAGUGUCCACAUACUGUAGGUUGUGCCUCGCUCUACUUCUCCUGGUCUGUACUGUAUAUGUAAGGUAAAACAUUGAUGUAGAUAUUAGUCGCUUACUGUGACCAACCUAACCCACUGUCACUGCUUUCAUGUCAAAUAUAUGAAAUCCACGUAGUCGUGAGUAAUCAGAGGGGUGUUGGUAAUUCAUGAGGAUCUGUUCAUUUCCAUGUUUAGCUUUAUGGAGGAGUGUAGUGGAUUGCACUGUUCAGAGUCAUGUUUCUAUAAAAGAACUGUCGAAACAA